Molecule: messenger RNA, 5621 nt
Organism: Ictidomys tridecemlineatus (thirteen-lined ground squirrel)
Lineage: Eukaryota; Metazoa; Chordata; Mammalia; Rodentia; Sciuridae
Gene: Zswim9
Product: zinc finger SWIM-type containing 9
Molecular function (GO): zinc ion binding
Source: RefSeq, a predicted model, not a curated record
UGGGGUAAAGAGGACCAGGAGCCCUGUCUUGAAACCAGAAGCACAUUGUAAAGGACAGUGGCUCUAGCUGGGAGGAAGGGGCCGCAACUUGACCUGUAGGGCAUACAUCUUAGGAGGAGGUGCACCACAGAUGAAUAUUGGUGAUACCUCAGAGUUGGAUUGUCCACAAGUGGGCCACACACCUGUAGGCAAAGGGUCCGAGAGUGAACGUGGGGAGCACAUCUGGACAUGAGAGCAUCUCUGGGAAGCAGCAGCCACAGCUGAAUGUGUUGAUUCAUAGGGUCACAUCUGGGGGAAAGCCAACUGCUGUAUAUGGGAGAUCUAUCUGGGGAGGAGGGAGCCACAGGUGCAUGAAGAAUAUGCCUGAGGAUGAGAGGGCCCCAGGAUGGAACUGCUGGAGCCCCAACCCAGCACAGCUGCCGGGAAGGAAGAGCAGGAGCUGUUGGAGCGAGCCUUCUUCUCCUGGGCUGAGUUCAGCCGCUUCUUCGACAAAUGGUGCCAGCAGCGGCUGGUCGUCUUUUCAGUCAAGAGCUCCACUCACGUGGCACGCAGCCCUUGGGCCAGCGCGCCCCCGCUGUACAGGCUCAUCCACGUGCUCAAGUACAGCUACGUGCUACUGGUGUGCAAGGACAUGCGCGCGGCCAACCAGCCCGCAGCAUGGCCCCCCCAGCCCAGCUGCCCGGCCUUCAUCACACUCAAGCUGAGCCCCCUGCGGGACCGACUAGUGGUGUCCGAGUGCCAGCUGACCCACUCGCACCCGGCCUGCCCUCGGGAGUUCGCCUACCACUUCCGCCCUGGGCACCUGCUGGCCAACGCCUGCCUGCCGGUGCGCAUCACCAACCAGAUCUCCAAGCAGUUCGUGGCCCCCGCCGACGUGCGCCGCCUGCUGUCCCACUGCAAGGGCCCCGACCAUGGCGUGCUGGACGCCCUGCAUGUGCUGGAGGGGCUCUUCCGCACAGACCCCGAGGCCAAGGUGAAGCUGGUGUUCGUAGAGGAUCAAGCUAUGGUAGAGACUGUGUUCUUCCUGACAUCGCGCACCAGGGCGCUGUUGCGGCGUUUCCCGCGCAUACUCCUGGUGGAUCGACUGCCUGGCCUGCAGGGCACACUGGACCUGCUGGCAGUGCUGUGCGUGGAUAGCGCAGGACGCGCACGCCAGGCUGCCUGCUGUGUGGCGCGCCCUGGCACGCCAAGCCUCCUACGUUUUGUGCUGGUCUCAUUGCUUCAAAGCGCACCCGACGUCAAGGGCCGAGUGCGCUGCCUCACUGCGGGGCCAGAAGUGGCAGCACAGCUGCGGGCCGUGCGCCAGCUGCUGCCAUGCGCACGAGUGCAGAUCUGCCGCGCGCAAGGCCUCGAGACGCUCUUCAGCAAGGCUCAGGAGCUGGGCGGUGCCAGCCAAGAAGACCCAGGUCUGUGGCCCCUGCUGUGCCGCCUGGCCGGCGCGGCAUCCUAUGCAGCCUACUCUGAGGCACUAGCUGAGCUGCGUGCCCAGGGCCCAGCCGCCUUUGUUAAGUACUUCGAGCACAACUGGGCACCCCGCCAUGACAUGUGGGUGCGUUUCCGUGCCUAUGAAGCAUCCCGUAAUCUGGAUGCGUGCGCCCUGGUGCGUGGCCACCGCAAGAGACUUCUGCGCCGCCUCAGCCCCUCACACAGUGUGGCACAGUGCCUUCGCGACCUGGUGGCCAUGCAGUGGGCGGAUGCAGUGGGGGAGGCAGCCUCCGAGGGCGCUGAUGGUGAUGGAGCAUGGCUGGACAGCCAGCCCGGGAGGGGGGGAACCCAGGUCGAGAAUGAGAGGGUGAGAGGUCUGGAAACCAGUGAUUGGGGAGGAGCUCAGCUAGAAAGUGAGAAGGGGAGGGGAUUGCAGGCCAGAGAACAGAGAGGAGUCCAGUUGGAGAACCCGAAAGUGAGGGGGCUGGAUGGGAUUAUCUGGAGAGGGACCCAGUUAGAGAAAGAUCACUUGAGAGGGCCAGAGAUCAGAGACUGGAGGGGAGGCCAGUUGGAGGAUCAAAGGAUUAGGGUGUUAGAGAUCAUAGAAAAGAGGGGAACCCAGUUUGAGUCUGAAAAGGCAGGAGGUCUUGAAGGGAGCCCCUGGAGGGGAGUCCCGUUGCAGGAAGAAAGGGCAAGUGGUCUGAAACUCGGAGACUGGAAGGGGCCUCAGGCGGAAGUGGACAAGGACAAGAGACUGGGUCUCAGAAACUGGAGUGGGAUCCAUUUGGAGAAGCCCCUGGAUUUAGUCCCUGAGAACGGAGAUCGGAGGGGGUCCCUAGGGGGAGAAGAGGGGAGGAGGGGGCCAGAGCUAGCAGAAGAGAGGGGAGGGAGGUCGGGGGCCAAAAGAAGACGAGGCCUGGAAGACAUAGUUGUGAUCCAGCUCGGGGACACCAGGGUCACAGAUGUGGCAAAUGGAGACGGAAAGGGAGCCCCAUCCAUGGGCCCCACAAACAGAGCAAGACAAGGGCUGGACACAGGAGGGAGGGGUCCAGGGCUGGGGAAUGGGGUCCUGUGCACUACCCCCAUGGGAACUGUGUUGGAAGGCAAUCCAGAACGGGCAGUGAUGAGGAGUGAGUCCCCAGCUGCAAGGGAGACCCUGCAGGAAGGAAGUGAAGAAGGCCCAAGGGAACCAAAGAGGCUUUGCUGCCCCUCAGGAGAGGAGGAGGUAGACUGGGAGCCACUGGCCAAAUUCCGAGCAGCCUGUGGGCCAGAGCUGGCAGACCUGGUGGCUGAGGAGCUGGCCUUCGCCAGGCAGCACGGGACCCAGGGUUUCCACUGGACCGGAGCUGGGUUUGCUCUUAAGGAUGGCACCUCAGACUUCUUCCUGGACGGAGCGCUGACCCACUGCAGCUGCUCCAUCCAUGCGGCUCGACACCUACCCUGCCGGCACCUCUUUGCAGCACGCCUCCUCACCGGGGCAGCCUUAUUCCACAUGGACCUGCUCAGGGAUUGCUGGGGGAGCACCCAGGAACCCUGACCCUUCUGCCCUCUACCUGCCACCCUCCACUUGGAGGGCAUUCUUCAAUCCCAAAGAUAACAGUGCUGAGGCCAAGGAGGGCACCCCAGUCCCUCUGGUCACCUCCUGGGUCAUCCAGGGACUUCAUCUUGGCAGUUUGCCUCUCUGGGUCCAAGGGGAAGCUGGCAAUGGUCUCUGAGGUCCUAGAGCCACAGCAGUGGAAACUGCUGAUGGGUGGAUUCAGACGGCUUCCCUCGGAAGAGGAAACGUGAUGAGAGGUAUAAACAGGGUCAGGCCAAGGUGGAAAGCAGGAGAGGGGUGAGCUGGGGGGAGGGAGCAGUAGUGGAGGGAAGGGAUGACACCAGGAUGUGGGGAGGGUCUGGUCCGAAUUGAACUCGUCUGGCCAGGGAGUGCACAGGGGGUGGGGGAGCAGAGGAGGACAAGAAGACAUGGAGAGGAAAGGGCAGAGAAGAUAAAAGGGGAGACCCAUGGAGGAGAGGACACAGGAAGAUGCCGAAAUGGAAAAGAAGUAAGGAAAUGCAGGGGAGGCAAGAGAGGGUGAGGGUGGGAACCAGGAAGAGGAGGAGGAGACAGGGAAGAGGGAAUUUUAAAAGGAGAUGAGACAAAAGAGAGGUAGAGAGAGAACUGAGAGGAGAAUGGUCUGGGUGUUUCUCCACUUGGCUUUUCUUCACUUUCUGGUUGGCCAUUCCUGGAAAAAGGGGGAAAGGGCAACAGGGGUCUGGAGGGAUGGGCUGGAGACUCUCCUUAGGAAGGGGAACUGUCUGAACUAUUGUGCUUAAAGACCGGAAUAAAGCAGUACUAUUUUGGUUUCCAUGCUGAGUUCAUGGCUUCAGGGGGAAGGUGGGAGGUCCAGAAGCAGAAGAAAAUUGAGCUGGCUAGUGUCCCUCUAUUUUCUAUCAACAAAGCCUCCUGGGGCCAGAUGGAUGGAGGAGCCAUGGCAGCUCAGGCCUCGUCUUUCUCCUCUGGACCCUCAAAUGACUGGCCCCUGCUGAUCAUCUUUGCCAGUGAUUGGUUUGAGAAUGGACCUGUGACCAGUCCUAGCCAAUGAGUCUGCUCAGGUUGGGGUGGAACUUCUAAGAAAGAUUCCCUCAUUCCUAAGAAGUUUCAGAAUGAGAUGGUCUGGUCUAGACCUGCUUUGCAGUCACCCUGAGAUGGUGUGAGUAAGAACCCACACUGUGGAGGACUGAGCUGAAAGAUGAAGACAGUCUGACCUUUGCUUGGCUGAUGGGAGUUCCUGGAGUCUGCUCUACCACAGGACUUCUUAAAUAAAAGAUACCUUAGUGAUUUAGGGAAGUUCAGUUGGGGUUUCUGUUGUCACAACUGAUGUAGGCUAGAAAGUCCUGGUUGAGGUGACUGAGCACUUCUCAAAAUUGUGUUGAGAUGCAGUUGGAUUCAGUAGGUCUGGAGUGGGGCCUGCAAUUCAAGCAAACUCUGAUAAUGCAGUUGCGGAUGAACAGCAACAAAAGACAGUUCAGAGGUUCAAGUUGUGAGAAGUCAAGGGCUUCAACUGAUGCUUAAUGCUGUAACAAUGUCAGGUUUCUCCUCUCAUUUCUCCUGUUCUUUGUGGAUUCCUUCCAAAGAAGGCCCUCUCUUGACUGAGAAAUAUAGCUACUUGAAGUUCUGGUAACUUCAUGGCUCCAUGGCAAAAAGACUUUUCUACCAGCACCCAUAUAGUAAAUCUCAAGGAAGAAACUGGACUUAAUAAAGUUAUCUGAUAUCUCUGGGUACAUUAAUGCUGUGUAAACAAAAACAGCACCUCAGAGAUAUAUAACAAUGAGCCCUUAUGGCUUAUGUGUCUUGGGUCAUCCAGGGGGUUGGCUAGACUUUUGCUUUUCAAAGUAUGAUCCACAGAGCAGCAUCAUUGAGGUUUCCUGAGAGCUCCAUUAGAAAUACAGAGCAGGAAGAGAUAGAUGUAUGGUCAGCAGAACAGGCCAGGGUAGAUGAUUCUUCUAGAACUGAAACUUGAAAGACAUGUUGGCUAAGAAAAGAGGAUGAAGAAGUACAUCCUUGGCAGAGGUAGCAGCAUGUACAGUGAUAUUUUGCCCUUGGGAAAUGCAAGAAGAAGGGGAAAAAAGAAAAAGAAAAAACAAGGCUAGUGGCCUUUACUCCUCUCUAUAUAGUCCAGCUUAAUAUCUCACAUGCUCAUCCCACAAGUGAAAUCAGUCCCUUCAAGGUCUCUGCUGAAGUAUCGUAUCUUCCUGAAAGCUAUCCCUGAGCAUUCUUUCUAAAGUCACUUUACCCUCUUUCUACUUUAUUCUUAGCACUAUUUCCUGGAAUCAUACCAUAGGGCUAUUUACCAGUUUAGCAUUGUGGUUAAGUUUAUCAAGUAUGAAAUCCCAGCUCCAACCAUGUGGCCUUCAGUUGCCUGACCUCUCUGUAUUAAGGUUUGGGAAUAAUAAUAGAACCUACCUCGGGGCUUGGGGAUAAAUGGAUUAGUAUAUGUACCAGUGUUUUAAUGUUGCCUGCAUUUCCGCAACCCCCAAACCACCCCAAUUACCUGUUAACACAUAUUGUGUUUUCCAUUGACCCGUGUUUGCAAUUAUUAACAAUCGUCCCACACACCAAAGUGAGAGAUCGAUUUUAUUCUCCACUGUACCCCAAUGCCUGUGCAAAGUAACCUCUGGUUUAGAAAGAUCAUAGAAUAAAAUGGCAGACUGGC